AUUUUGGGUAAAUUCCUCUACCAAAAACUCCACUUCAAAGCCCAUAUAGAAACGGGGAGAUUAUCGGCGACGGAGAUUGAUCCGAACCUGCGAAAUUGCCAAAAUGCCGAAGAAAAUGGGAGUGAACAGCAAAGCCGAAGAGGCUAGGUCACGGAAGAGCGCCGUGGAAUCGGAACGCAAAGCGCGUGAAUCUCGAGAGAAAGAAGAACAGUACUGGCGCGAAGCUGAGGGAGCCAAGUCACGCGCCGCGAAGAAACGGGAAGAAGAAGCCGAGAAGCGAGCCGAGGCAGCUGCCAAAAAAGCCGAGGCGCGUCGGCUUGCCGAGCUGGAAGAGAAAGAGCUGGAGAAGUCAAUGAAGAAGCCGGAUAAGAAAGCUAAUCGAGUCGCCAUUCCGGUGCCAAAGGUGACGGAGGUGGAACUCCGGCGGAGAAAGGAGGAGGAGCAAGUGGCGUUAGCGAAGAAGGCGGAGGAGGACAAGCGGAAACAAAGCCGUAUGGCUGCGGAGGAAGAGUAUGAAAAACUGGUACUUGUGACAAAUACGAAUCGCGAUGAUUCGAUUGUAGAAGCCAGUACUGUGGAGGAUGCAAUUGCUCAUUUGGCUGUUACUGAUAAUUUGCCUGUCGAUAAGCAUCCCGAGAAGAGACUCAAAGCAUCCUUUAAGGCUUUUGAGGAAGUUGAGCUACGUAGGCUGAAGGAGGAGAAGCCAGGUUUGACGCACACUCAAUAUAAAGACUUGAUUUGGAAGCUAUGGAAGAAAUCUCCGGAUAAUCCUCUGAACCAGAUUGCAGACAAACCAUAAGUUCUUUUCCUGUAUAGGGCUGGAGUGUCUGCUUGAGGAGUAUGUUGGUGGUAUGUCAUCUGAUCUGACUUGAUGUUUGACAGUCUUCUGGCAAUAGACAUUUGCAAUGCAUGAUUCUAUUUGGUUGAAGUGAUGAUACUUCUUAAUUAAAUCACUUUAAUAAUGUCCCUUCUCCACUGUAACUGUCUACACCACAGGCCCAUGAUUUGUUUCUAAAUAUAAAGUAAAUAGUUUAUUCAACAAGCUGAAGCUUGUACCCUUUUGAGCAGCCAAAGGGAUGAAAGGAGAAAAAGUUGUCAAAUAAGUGUGUGUGUGUGUCUCUCCUUCCAUGGUUGUUAAUGACAAAGUUUAACAAAGCAAAAGGGCCAUAUACAACUAUUUAGUGUUUACAUACUCCUGAUUUAUAUGAUGUUUAUGUUACACUUGGACAUCAGAAUGCAAUGUUUACAACCAAAAGAGCAACAACAAUGAUAUUGAAUCAGUCGGUUAACAAUU
Messenger RNA from Nicotiana tabacum (common tobacco), 1294 nucleotides. Lineage: Eukaryota; Viridiplantae; Streptophyta; Magnoliopsida; Solanales; Solanaceae. The record is from RefSeq and is a predicted model, not a curated record.